Molecule: messenger RNA, 4687 nt
Organism: Cuscuta campestris
Lineage: Eukaryota; Viridiplantae; Streptophyta; Magnoliopsida; Solanales; Convolvulaceae
Source: the annotation of a GenBank genome assembly
CAAGAAUAAUAACCCUAAGUAGUUAGAUACAUUUGUUCCCUUCUUUCGUUACUUUUCAAAACCCUAGCCGCCCCACCCAACGUUGGCCACGACGGGACCGUGCAAACUCGUAUCAUCUGGUGCUUUCAUCUUGCCAUUCUCAUGACGACUCCUACACCUGAAUCGUCGUCCUCAACGGCCCUCACCAUGGAAGACCUCAUUCAAGCUAUCACCAAUCAGGGAAUGGAGUUACAGGCGACCAAACAACAGGUUCAAGCUUUAUCUUCUGCCAGCCUUAAUUCUGAUAGUCGUUGGUCAUCACGUCCGCCAUCCGUACCUUGGCGGCUGCCUCCAUCUCGCACGGUUGGCUCUUCUUCCAACACUAAUCUAGUUCCUUGCAUGCGUGUUGAGGCACCAUGUUUCAAAGGCGACAAUCCUGCAUGCUGGGGCACUCUAUUUGAGAUCGAUUUAUAUCUUUUGGAGAUUCAUGGGCCCGAUAUUGUGCUCGGCGUUCAAUGGCUACAGACCCUAAGGAAGGUUUCACAUGAUUAUGCACAAAUGACGAUGGAAUUUACUUGGCACGGCUCGUCAGUGGUCAUGCGUGGUGACACAGUGGCACCACGGUCGAUCUCGUAUAGCCAUCUCUGCUCUUUGGCCGCCCACUAUCCCUUGGAGAUUUAUGAGCUUCAGCCCUCGGUUUCCCAACCACAGUUGUCCCCAAACCCCGAGGUGGUGUUUCCCACAUCUAUGCCGUCGGUGGUUCACGGGGUGUUAGAGCUACAUAGGGUAGUUUUCCUUCAACUUACAGGGCUUCCGCCGGCGCGCGAGUGGGACCAUCAGAUUAAUCUGGUCACCACUACAAAGCACACCACCAGGGGUACCUUUCGACGCCUUGCCGAUGUUUUUCAUUGGCCGGGAAUGCGCCGGAAUGUGCGUCGGUUUGUGGCAGCAUGCGUCCACUGUCAAGCGACAAAAUACUCCACCCAAAAGCCUGCAGGGUUGCUGCAGCCCCUCCCUAUACCUGAUCGGGUUUGGGACUCGGCCUUCAUGGACUUCAUUACAGGAUUUCCGACUUCUCAUGGCUUUUUGGUACUUCUGGUGGUGGUGGACAGGUUAUCUAAAUACUCUCAUUUUGGGUUGCUGCCUACCCAUUUCGAUGCUCCGCGAGUGGCUCUAGUUUUCCUCGAUGUGGUCGUCAAACACCAUAGAUUUCCUACGACCAUAAUCUCCGAUCGCGACUCCGUUUUUAUGAGUUUCUUUUGGCGUGAGUUGAUGCGUUUAAGUGGUAAUGCCCUGAAGUUCAGCACUGCUUAUCGGCCACAGACGGAGGUCAUUUAUCGCGACUUAGAACAAUACCUUCGUGCAUUCACUUAUGAGCACCCCUACCAGGCACUCUAUGGGCGUACACCACCAAAUCCUUUUCUGACAUCGUCUCUCCGUGCGCGUGUUCCGGCUGUCGAGGAGAUGCUUCGUGAACAUGCUGAGCAGCCCCCACCUUCGGCUCUCCCUGCAGAAUUUCAUAAAGGGCAGCCCGUGAUUGUUACAGUCUUUGUUAGUUCGCGCCAUACGGUUGUCGUCGAUGGUAAGCCGCAAGAGCAAUGGCUAGUGCACUGGUCUGAAGAUGCAGACACUGAUACGACUUGGGAGCUCGCAGAAGUUAUGCAAUGUCAUUUUCCAACUCUUGGCCUUGAGGACAAGGCCGUCUACGACCGCGGGGGAGUUGAUACGAGCACGGCCCAGGAUGAUCGGGAAGAACCAGCCAUGUCGAUCGCGGUGGGUCUGGAGGUGAAAUACUGGAGUAUGACUGGCCUUAGUAGGAUUGGAAGUUUAGUGGGAAAACCAGUGAGAACAGACAUGGCUACAACAAAAAGAACUAAGAUGGAAUAUGCAAGAGUAAUGAUAUCAGUUAAGAUGAAGCAGGAGUUUCCAGAGACAGUUCUUUUCCAGGAUGAGAAUGGACACAAGAACCAGGACUGUAGAAGGAAGGAAAAUCAAGGACAGAAUAGGAAAAGAAUGAUAUGGAAACUAAAGGACGCACAACACAACAAAAUGGAGGAACAGAAGGAAGAACAGAUAAAGGAAAAUCAUGGACAAGAGGACCCCAUCAUGGAGACACCCCCUAAUCAGAAUAUGUUGGAAAAGCAGGAGGCUCAUACUGAUGGAUUCAUUGAGGGGGGGUGGAAUAUCAGAGGCCUGAAUGGGCCUCUAAAGCAGGAGGAAGUAAAGAAGUUAAUUAAGAAGUAUGAUAUUAAGCUGUUGGGGUUAAUGGAAACAAAAAUUAAGGAGGCUAGAGUUGCUGAGGUAGAAAAGAAACUCUUCCAUGGAUGGGGGUCUUUCAUAAAUAUUAAGGAUCACCCAAAUGGCAGAUUAUGGGUGGUAUGGAAUAAAAGAGAGAUGUUGGUAGAUAUAGUUAACUCUAUUGACCAAGCUGUCCACUGCAAGGUUACAGAGAGAAGGGGGAACAAAAGUUUCCACAUUACAUUUAUCUAUGGUCAUAAUGACCAAAGUAACAGGAAAAACUUAUGGACUGCCCUAACUAGCUAUGCUGCAAACACAAAGGGUGCCUGGUGUAUCCUGGGGGACUUCAAUUCUAUCCUAAAUAUGAAUGAUAGGGUGGGAGGCAACAGUAUAUCUCUUGAUGAAAUCAAAGACUUCAAGGAAUGCAUGAAUCAGUGUGGAUUGGAAGAGGUCCCUUCUAAUGGAUCCUUCUACACUUGGUCUAAUAAACAAUCCUUAGGCCAUAGGAUUUACUCCAAAUUGGAUAGGGUCUUGGCUAAAAUGGACUGGUUUCUGGAAAAUGGAACUAAAGUUCUUAUUUUAGAGGAGGGGAUUUCUGAUCAUUGUCCCAUUCUUAUUCCUCCCCCUCAUGCCCAAAUAAGAAGUGGUGGAUUUAAGUAUUGUGAUAUGUGGAGAUUGGACCCUGGUUUUCAUGGUAUUGUGAAAAGGAUCUGGGAAGAGGAGGUGGAAGGAAGGAAGAUGUUUCAGCUUGUGCAUAAACUAAAAAAGUUAAAAGCACCUUUGAAGAAAUUAAACACAGACAAAUUUAUGCAUAUGAAUCAACAGAUUGAGAUCUUGAGAAUGGAACUGCAUAAUGUACAGAAGGAGCUGAAGGAUAACAGUCAGGAUGCAGUAUUAUUAAUGAAGGAGAAGGAUCUUACAAAGGAAUACCAGAUGAAAGUGAAAGCAAUGCUACUCAUGAGGAAGCAGCAAACUAAGAUGGAUUGGAUAUUUGUGAGUGAUCAGGGGUUUAAACUGUUCCAUGCCUGGGUCAAAAAGAGGGGGAUACAAAACAAUAUUGUGACCAUAAAAAAUGCCAAGGGUGAAGUGAUUAAUGAUACUACAGGGGUUGCAGAUGUACUGCUGCAGUAUUACCAAAAAGUACUUGGGACUGAGAUAGAGGUAGAGAGUAUUAAUCAAAAGGGGAUGCAGCAUGGAAAGACCUUAACUGUAGAACAACAAUUGGCCCUCAUACAACCAUUCACUACUGAAGAUAUAAGGAAAAUGGUGUUUGACAUUCCGAAUAGUAAAAGCCCAGGACCAAAUGGUACUCUAGUGGGUUCUUCAAGAGUCAAUGGAAGGUUUAAAAAGGUGUUGCCAGAGAUUAUCAAUCAAAACCAUGGUGCAUUUGUGGAAGGGAGAGAACUAAUUCAUAAUGUCCUACUUUGUCAAGAAAUGGCUAAAGGGUACAACAGAGCUGGGAUAUCUGCUCGAUGCAUGAUGAAACUGGACAUAUCCAAAGCGUAUGAUUCGGCAAGAAUAUUCAUUAUACCUGGGAAGGUUAUGAAGCAGGUACAAGCUCUGUGCAGAAACUACCUAUGGGGGGCCGAGGAAAAAUACAAGAAGGUCCCAUUAAUUAGUUCGAAGGAAACCUGCAGGCCUAAAGACAAAGGAGUAAGAUUUUACGGGUCCAGUGUUGGUUUGAGGCCCAAUGAAGUAUUGGCCCAUUAUCGAAGAGGGCCCAAAACAGAGAGAAUUAUUAGGAGAGUGGAAGGAAGGGCAGAAAGAAAAGACCUGAACUCGGCGGCGAUGGCGCUGAUGGCGCUGCUCUGGCUCUCCCCGACCUCAAUUCCCACGGCGGCGGCGGAAUGGAAUUCUUCUUCUUCAUCCGGCCGCCGAGUUUUCUCUCGACCGCCUCAGAACCACGCUUAUUCGAUGCUGCUGCUGCGGCGGCAGCAUCUAGGCCUGAUACACAGCGCCGUUUCGCCUGACCGUCGGAAGUCACAGGUUGUGCGUAUGGCUCCUGAAGAAGAGAAGUUAACUCGCCGUUCUCCUCUCGAGUUCCCCGCGGAGUGGGAGAGACCAAACACGGGUCGCAGACCAGAUAUCUUCCCCCAAUUCACCCCUAUGAAAACUCCACUGCCUCCUCCAUUACCAGCCGAUCCUCCUCCGGAAGAGGAUGAGGAGGAAGAAGAAAAGGAAGGGGAAGAGGAGGAUCAUAAAGAGGAUCAAGAAGACCCUGAAAAUGAAGAAGAACCAGAGCUACCAGAAAGAACACAAUAACUUGCUAAGGGCAUAGAGUUGUUAUCACAUUUGGCUAAUUGUGCCGUUGUGACCUUUAUAUCUAUAACCGGAUGAGAUACUGGUUGGUUUGAAUCAUUUUUGUGCUCUCUGUAUGUAAGCAUAUGUUAAAUGAUAUGGAGUAUAUGUUUGUUGUUGCGCAUGCCGUUUUCAUUUACGGAGUAUAUAGAAAUAUAAUGAGAUUCAAAAU